Lagenorhynchus albirostris (white-beaked dolphin) is the source of this 1710-nucleotide messenger RNA. It is a transcript of the gene WEE2, whose product is annotated as WEE2 oocyte meiosis inhibiting kinase. The transcript has 11 exons. Gene Ontology annotation, cellular component: nucleus. Lineage: Eukaryota; Metazoa; Chordata; Mammalia; Artiodactyla; Delphinidae. The record is from RefSeq and is a predicted model, not a curated record. The coding region runs from base 1 to 1710 and encodes 569 amino acids. Gene Ontology annotation, molecular function: ATP binding; non-membrane spanning protein tyrosine kinase activity; magnesium ion binding. Gene Ontology annotation, biological process: protein phosphorylation; mitotic cell cycle; regulation of meiosis I.
AUGGGUGACAACGAUGAAGACAAAGAACUGAAGCAGAAAUUAAACUUUUCCUCUUGUGAGGAAGAGCAUGAGAACGAAGGGCAAAAGGAAACACAAGAGAGCAAGGAGCCCCAGAGCCAAACCCCAGAGAAGCCUGGAGCUCAGGAUUCAGGAUCUGUUCAGGCGGCAGAGCUUACACCUGUCAGAACUCCCCUUAGUGACGUACGUGACCUCAACACAUUUCAGGAAAAAGGCCAAGCGAGUCCAGGUCAGGGUCUGAGAACUCCAGUGUCACACUCUCUCACACGUCCUGAAACCCCAGCCCCGCCAGACAAGGGCAAGCCGCCACGCUGCGAGAGCCCCUUCACUCCCAAAGGCCAGGUGAGCCAGUCGGGGAUCUCUUCAACAGGGAAGCUCCCCUCCCGAAGCUCUAAGCAUCUGAAGCUCACACCUGGUCCCUUCACCGAUGCGAUGACCUCACUGGCUCUGGUCAAUAUUAAUCCCUUCACUCCGGAGUCCUAUAGGAAACAAUUCCUUAAAUCCAAUGGCAAGCGGAAAACCCGAGGCGACCUUGAGGAAGCUGGUCCAGGAGAAGGCAAGGUAGAACAAGGGCUGCCUGCCAAGAGAUGUGUUCUACGAGAAACCAACAUGGCUUCCCGCUAUGAAAAAGAAUUCUUGGAGGUGGAAAAAAUCGGGGUUGGAGAAUUUGGUACUGUCUACAAGUGCAUUAAGAGGCUGGAUGGAUGUGUUUAUGCAAUAAAACGCUCCACGAAACCUUUGGUAGGAUCAUCAGAUGAGAAUUUGGCUAUGCAUGAAGUUUAUGCUCAUGCGGUGCUUGGGCAUCACCCCCAUGUGGUACGUUACUACUCUGCAUGGGCAGAAGAUGACCACAUGGUCAUUCAGAAUGAAUACUGUAAUGGUGGGAGCUUGCAAGCUGCUAUAUCUGAAAACGCAAAGUCUGGCAAUCAUUUCCAAGAGUGCAAACUCAAAGACAUCCUUCUACAGAUUUCCCUUGGGCUUAAGUACAUCCACAACUCUGGCAUGGCACACCUGGACAUCAAACCUAGUAACAUCUUCAUAUGUCAUAAGAUGCAAAGUGACUCUCCAGUAGUCCCAGAAGAGAUUGAAAAUGAAGCUGAUUGGUUUCUCUCUGCCAAUGUGAUGUAUAAAAUUGGUGACUUGGGUCAUGUGACAUCAAUAAGCAAGCCCAAAGUGGAAGAGGGAGAUAGUCGCUUCCUGGCUAAUGAGAUUUUGCAAGAGAAUUAUCAGCACCUUCCUAAAGCAGACAUAUUUGCCUUGGGAUUGACCAUUGCAGUGGCUGCGGGAGCAGAGUCAUUACCUACCAAUGGGGCUGCGUGGCAUCACAUCCGUGAGGGGAAUCUUCCAGACAUUCCUCAGGAGCUCUCCAAAGAAUUUCACCAACUACUCAAGAACAUGAUCCACCCCGAUCCAGCAGAGAGACCUUCUGCAGCAGCUCUGGCCAAAAGUCGAGUUCUCUGUCCCUCCCUGGGGAAAACAGAAGAGCUUCAGCAGCAGUUGAACUUGGAAAAGUUCAAGACAGCCACACUGGAAAGGGAACUGAAAGAAGCCCAGCAGGCCCAGUCCCCCAAGGAAUGCCACAGUGUCCCUGGGGUCUCUGGGACCCCCACGGGAUCAAGAAGCACCAAACGCCUGGUGGGAGGAAAGAGUGCCAAGUCUUCAAGUUUCACCUGGGGGCAGUCUUCCCCAUAA